This is a messenger RNA of Daphnia pulicaria, 2141 nucleotides long. Its product is annotated as centromere protein I-like. The coding region runs from base 102 to 2036 and encodes 644 amino acids. NCBI's taxonomy places the organism in Eukaryota, Metazoa, Arthropoda, Branchiopoda, Diplostraca, Daphniidae. Gene Ontology annotation, cellular component: kinetochore. The transcript is spliced from 18 exons. The record is from RefSeq and is a predicted model, not a curated record.
CCCGGGAAACGGCUGUCUCUCCUGCUGCUCUCCUGCUACCGUUUUCUGCUUGGUUCACACACCAGACAGCCCAAACUCCAAAUAUUCAAACGUUCAACAAGAUGACUGAGGCUGAGAGUGACGAUGAUGAAGAGGAAAUUAUUAAAACACUUCUAUCAACAUCUGCUGUCAAGAUGAAAGAUUUGGUGCCAAGUGGCCCUUUAAAAUCUGAAAAUGCUAUGAAAGUGGCAAAAUGGAUUCUGACAAGCAAUUCUAAAAAGAGGAGUCCUAAUGCGAUUUUGCAGCGAAUCAAGUGGUUGACAGCAGUUGUUCAAUAUGGUAUUGUUGACUCUCUAGUCGGACUUGAAAAUAUGUUAACUCCUUUAAUACAGCUGAUCUACACUGCCAAAUAUCAAGCAUCAGUUUGCCACCUACUCUACAUGAUUGCAACACCCAACAUGUACAAAUUUCAAGUGGAAAAAAUUACCAAGAGCGUUAAUAUUGUGGGCCUUACAAAGCCACUAGCUGGUCUUUUGAGUCGUGUGAAAUCCCUUCGCCCUGAUUUGGUUCCACAGACUAUCCCUCAUCAAAGCGAUGCCAUUUCGUUUCCUCAAGCCCCAUUUUCGAUACGGAACGGUCUGUUCGCGCUUUCAGAAAGCAUCAAGGAACGCAAUGAAAUACCCAAUCAAGUUACUUUCUCCAUCGAAACUGGAAAACAAAGGACGAACAAAAAUAUGAGAUUAGACAUCAUUCCACGAGUUCAGCACUUCAAUCUGAAAUCCUCUUUUGAAGUCGACUUUCGAAAAAUGGUGCCCUUGUCUCGAUUACAAUCAUUUGAUGACCUGCUGAGUCAAAUAACUUCAGUUGAACUACCGAAUCAUGUAGGAUCACUACUGGGCAAGAAAGAAUAUCACUAUGUCCUGUCUUUUCAUUUCACGCCGCGCAUGGAAGCGCUGUUAUCUCAGUGGCUUUAUAAUGUUCUGUAUCACGAGUUCAUGGAAAGACCACAGGUUCACGGCAGAGAAGGAAAGACGCUACUUUUACAGAGAAUCUUAGAGUUCCAACAAAAUACUGGACGGAAUCUCAUGGUCGUUUAUAAAUUCCUAUCGUUAUAUCUCCAAACUUGGGAUGGAAUUCAAUUCCGUGAUCAAAUUUUUCAACUUUUGGCGCAAAUUCCUUUUCUCUCAUACCCUGAUCUUUAUGGAAAUUUCUUGCAAGUUUUGGAGGGUUUGUUUCACUCCUGUGAUACAUCACAUCGAUUAAAAAUAAUUGAUGUAUGUCGAAAGCUCAUUCAUAAUUUGCUACUUCAACAAUUUGGGUCUGUUAAAAAAGCCAAAUUAUUAUUCCAGAAAUCGGAAAAAACAGUUUCACCAGAUGAGAUUUUGAAGUUAGUGGAAGGUACCUACGUCAUCAACGAAGUUAUACGUUUUACCGAACGUCUUUUCAAUACGGCCUUAACGUCUUCCUCCGAUUCUUCACUUGUCUUAAAUUCCCUUUUGUUUCAUUUAUGGCUUAUUGAUCUGGAAUCGGAGUUUAAAUUGCCAUUCCGGACCUUCUGUCAACCUAUUGCCGUUUAUAUGGCCUUGUUUUCACCGGCUCCAGUGACCGUUUCACUUGUAUGCAAACUUAUGUGCAAGUACGGUGAAUUAGGGCGAAAUCAACUGAUCGCUAUGUCUCCACUUCCCGAAUUGGGAGAAUUUCAUCAAGAUUCGUUGGAGGAAGCUGCCAGAUUGAACCGUUAUAUUAUCGAUAUAUCGAGAUGUUUAGUUUAUCACAAGGCCUUUGCACCAGGCGGAAAUUCGAUGUUAGCGCUAUUACCCCGGAGAAACCUGAAAAAACUGUCCAACUUGGGUUCUUUCCAGUCAUCUUUUGUUUUGGAAAGACAUCCUGCAUUUACUGGUAUUUCCCGUCGAUGGCUCAAGUCUAAAUCUGGAAAUGAGAAGUCUUUGAAGCUCUUUGAAGAAGUUGAUGCCGAUUUGGAUGAUUACACUCGAUACUUGUUGGGUCGUUAUACAGCAAUAAUGGACUAUAUACAACAGUUCCAUAACAGCACUUGAGAUUGUGAAAAUGAAAUGUAACAGAAUAUUCUUCGUCUAAGAUUCUUCAAUUUCUUGAGAAUUUUAUAAGCACAGUACUUCAAUAAAAUUUGCUCAAGUUAAAAA